AUGACCACCCAGGGCCUUGUCCACCUGCCAAAUGGCCAGAACCUGACCGCCGUGCCCGUCUUCGGCGGCCUGCAGUUCAAGGUCAAUGACCUGAGCAGCCACAACAACUCUCCCCUGCCCCCGGGAUGGACUGUCGUGCUCAACUCACAGGUCGACGAGCCUGAAGAUGAAGAUGCGGAUGCAGAGAAACAGCCCAGUGAGGACGAGGACGAGUUCCAGGAGCCCACUCGCCGGCGCGUGCGCCGCUACACGCGCCCGACGCUGCGCAACGAUCACCUGUACAUCUCUUCCAUCUCGAAUCCGAGCAGCACCGAAUUCAAGCCCGCCUCGUCGCCCACGCGCCAGAUCGCCAUGAUGCUGUGGGCGACGCUGUACUGGUACUUCCACCAGCCCGUGCCUGAGCCGCAGCUGACGACUGCCACCUCCAAGAACACGGCCCAAUUAGGCAAGCCGAGGGGUGAUUGGCGAAUCAACAUCAACCGUGAGGGCAUCUUCAAGGGCCGCGUCGUGCUGCCCAAGCUCGAGCGCAUGGGAUUGAUCGCCAGUGAGGACUCCAGCGUGGGAACCGUCCAAGACGAGAAGUCUGGGGAAGGUUGGCAGAACAUGUUCGUGAGCCGCCACGCCUUCUGGCAGAUGGAUCCGCGUCUCUACCUGUUCACCCUUCCCGCACUUUCGCAAUCCCCUCAUGGCUCCGAGUCCCCUCUCAACUCCAGACCAAACUCCCCGACCUCGGAGCCCAAGAAGCGCGAAUCCGCAAACAUGGAUGGACUCCCGCAAGGCCUUUGGUCUCCCACCGCGCCGGGACCAUUCCAUUCGAGUAGCCACCUCCCAACUUACUACCCUCCGGGUCCUUCUCAGUUCGUCUUCUCGAACGGCAUCCGGCACCCGCUGAGGCCGAAGCCUCCGCGACAAGGCGAGACUUUCUACACGCGCUACAUUCCUAGUGUCGGCCAGUAUCUCUCCUUCCGCGUCGCCUCUGCCUCUCCCAAGCCCCAGCACCACACGGGGCCCAUCUCGCACCGCACCAGCCUAUCCGAUGGCGGCCAGCCCAGCAUCGAGUCCCUCUCCCUGGACGACUCGGACGUGGACCUGCUGCAUCGCUGGAUGAACGAUGCGCGCGUGUCGUACUUCUGGGGCGAGCAGGGCCCCCGCGCGCACCAGGAAGCCUUCCUAAAGCACGGCUUAGAGAGCCGCCACAGCUUCCCUGUCAUCGGCUGCUGGGACGGCAAGCCCUUCGGCUACUUCGAGAUCUACUGGGUCAAGGAAGACAACUUGAACAAGCACAUUGGCGGCGGGACCCAGAACUACGACCGCGGCCUGCAUUGCCUCGUCGGCGAGCAGGAGUUCCGCGGCGCCCACCGCGUGCGCAUCUGGCUAAGCGCCCUCGUGCACUACUGCUUCCUGGCCGACAUGCGCACCGAGACGGUCAUGUUGGAGCCGCGCAUUGAUAAUGAGAAACUCCGCAAGUAUCUCGAGGAAGUCGGCUUCUACAAGGAGCGCGAAGUCAGCUUCCCGCACAAACAGUCGAACCUCAUGAAGAUCAGGCGCGAAGCAUGGGAUGGGCCGGCAUUGUAG
Diplodia corticola is the source of this 1575-nucleotide messenger RNA. Its product is annotated as siderophore biosynthesis protein. The record is from RefSeq and is a predicted model, not a curated record. Gene Ontology annotation, biological process: siderophore biosynthetic process. Bases 1 to 1575 code for a protein of 524 amino acids. Lineage: Eukaryota; Fungi; Ascomycota; Dothideomycetes; Botryosphaeriales; Botryosphaeriaceae. The transcript has 2 exons.